Osmerus eperlanus (European smelt) is the source of this 4669-nucleotide messenger RNA. Its product is annotated as enhancer of mRNA-decapping protein 3-like. Gene Ontology annotation, cellular component: P-body. Bases 116 to 907 code for a protein of 263 amino acids. The record is from RefSeq and is a predicted model, not a curated record. Gene Ontology annotation, molecular function: mRNA binding. Lineage: Eukaryota; Metazoa; Chordata; Actinopteri; Osmeriformes; Osmeridae. The transcript has 5 exons. Gene Ontology annotation, biological process: P-body assembly; deadenylation-independent decapping of nuclear-transcribed mRNA.
CUAAGAUCAGGAAAUAAACAUUCUUCGAGAGCUCCGACACGAAGUAGCUACUGAUAACUUGCAAACACCGCGGAGAUAGCAGUGUUUUUGUGGGGGUUUGUUGCUUGAUAAAAUCAUGGCUGCGGACUGGUUAGGCAGCCUGGUGUCCAUCAACUGUGGCCUGACUCUGGGAGUGUAUCAGGGCGAAGUCGCUUCCGUGGACCAGGCUAGUCAGACCAUCUCACUCAGACAGCCUUUCCAUAAUGGGGUCAAGUGUCCUGUCCCUGAGGUCACAUUCAGUGCAAUGGAUAUCAAAGAGCUGAAGGUCCUGGAUAUGGCCACUGGAAGCAGCUACAACAAUAACAACAGCAGCAGCAUCAGCAAGACCAGUUUGGGCCAGAGGGUUGUGACUGACAUCCCUCCCAGCUACUCAGGCCACAGUAGCAGUCAGAUCAGUAGGGGCAGCUGUGUGGUCAACAGCACCCAGGCCUCUACUUCUGCUCCAAUCACCAUCCUCACUCGCAAAGGCCCUCAGGGCGUGUCCGGCGGCAGGGGCUCCGCCCAGGUCACGCCCAAGAAGAACGGCGUGAAGAGCGGCCACGUCGGAGGCCAGAUGAGGCAGCGGGACGACGAGUGUUUCGGCGACGGCGUGGACGAGGGCCUGGACACCGACUUCGACUUUGAGGGGAACCUCGCCCUGUUCGACAAGGCGGCGGUCUUCUCGCAGAUCGACGGCUCGGAUCGCCACGGCAACCAGCGAGCGCGGCCCCGCAGCACGCCAAACGAGCAGACGCAGUCGCGUUACCGCCACGACGAGAACAUCUUGGAGGUCAAGCCGGUGGUGUACCGGCAGAUCAGCGUUCCUGUUCAUGGAGGGAAGGAGUACUGCACCGGUUCAGCAGAGACAGCCUGUCCAGCAAGCAGAUAAUCUUCAUCAGUCAUUCCUGCAGUGACGACAUCCAGAAGACCUUAUUGCCCUGGUCUAUUUUCCAUAGGGGGCACAAGUUGAGGACUUUAGUCCCAAGCAAUGAGGACCUGUAGGACCUUUGCUUUACUGUACUUGGAGAUACUUGCUCAUCAAAAGCUGGCUGUGCUGGAGACCCAAAAAUGUUGUUUUACACAUUGAGUAGUAGAAAUGAAGUUCCUUCUAAUCAUUUUUGGAAUUUUUCCACAAAGAUGGUCUUGGUGUGUGGGGGGCUGGAUGUCAGGAUUUAAACUUAGGUGUGCGCAGUGUUGUGUUGCCAGUAUGAAUCAACACCUAAGCUAUGACGGUUGAUGAGCAACUCAACUUUCCUCUAUUUGUAGGUCCGUAUCUCCUGCAGGCCCCUGGUCAUGAAAGAGAGAGGAGAGAAGGAGAACAAACAACGUCUGUUAGAAGUGGUGGGCUCUGUCUUGGUCCAUCUCCUCUCUGUGUCACAUCUGCUGAAGAGUCAGGUGGAAGGGCAGAAGCACUGAAGGUGACAUGGAAUAUGCUUUCCCUUUGCGUGUUGUUUACAUAACCUGCCCAGACGUGUGCAGGUACAGAGAGGAAGAGAACUCCAAAACUCAGCCUCCCAGGUCUUGCAUGACUUAGUAAAUAUUUAGGUGUUUCCAGGGUUGCUUAGCCAUCGCAGGAGCGAGUUAAAUAACAGGUGUCCAUCACUGCUGGGGUAUGCAGCUGCGUGCAACAGAGAGAGAGAGAGAGAGAGAGAGAGAGAGAGAGAGUACACACACAGACACAUUUCUCUUUGAGUCUCUCACACGUACACACACACACAUAUACACACAAGCUCCUGCACGAAACAUAGGCAUGCCACUGAGCACCUGACAGGUGCAGGCGUGGUCUAUUAGCAAGCAAGACACGCUAUCUUGACACGCCAACUCAUUCUUAAAUCUGAGCUACGUGCCUGAGGCUAGAAGCAGGGCUGCAUACUCUGAACCCUGCAGCUCCUCCACUCCAUUUGGCCACAUCCCACACGGCGGUACUACUCUGUCUGUAAGCCUGAAACUCAGAGCUGAUCGGAUGACUCAAGGGUCUAUUGUACCUGGAUCUGUAAAUGUAUGUCACUAUGCGUGCAUCUAGUGUCAUGCUUUAAGUGCCUGUUUGAGUUUUCAGUACAAUGAAAUCUCUUUCUCAGAGAAGAACAAUAAUGGACUGUUCAGCCAAAAAAAGUUUCGAUGAAAUAGACAAGAGAAAGACACACCCGUAUUUGUGAGGUGAACCUAGCUGGCCAUACAUUAAAUAAAAUAACUCACUAUUAACAAUCAGGGUUAGGGUAGGAAAGUUGGUAAGACGUGGAGAGGUAGUCUUUAGAUGUAUACAUUUCUAUACUCAACUUGAAUAUUGUAGAUUUAAAUAAUAUACAUGCCCACUUUUGCAACUUGUUUCAGAAAUGAAUAUCCCACAGUUUGAUCAGCAUAUGCACAUACAUGCAGCUUCAUUACUCCUUCCCAUUGGACCAAUAGACAUAGAAAUUAAGACUUCAAUGCUUCAUUUUAUAAUAUAAAUGAUGCAUCUGAAAUCAGUCUCUGCACUGUUGUUCAUUUUGGCAACAUUAAUCAAAUGUCAAACCUGUCAAAAGUGUGGGCUAAACAGGAAUAGUUGCCAAACACCUAGGAAUAUUUUCACAGGAAGGUUUCGCUUUAUUGCCAUCCUUACUGUUAGGUCGGAUACAAAAAUCCGAGAGGGCGGAUUAAUGUUGAGGCGCUGUGUAAACUCCCCUCGCCUCGAGCGCCUUGUCUCUACACCUCAGCUUCCUCUGCCUUUUACGAGCCGCUCGCAUGCACACGGCAGAGCCAAGAGAGAGAAACCGGACAGACGAGUCUGUGGCCCGCCAUAGGAGAAAAGAGAAAAAAGUGUGUUGUGUCGCCUCCAGUUCCGAAGCUACCUGUCUUGUGUGAGGACAACUGCUUCUUCUUAUCAUUGCUGCUGACCUCUUACAAGGCCUAAGGCAACAGAUUUUUUUUCUUAUUCUUACCUGGAAUCGCAAAUGGCCAAUUGAGAAUAGUUGAAAACGACGGUCUCAAGGUAGUCCAUCACAGGGAAUUGAGGGCCAGAAUAGGCCUAUAGGCUAGUCCACACAAUUUUGUUACUUGUACUAAAUCCGUUUUCUUAUGUUUUCUUCAUUUUCCAACCUACAUUUUAGUUAGGUUACAUGCUGUUGUGAUUCUACAAUGUCUUAUCCACAUCAAAUCAUUAGCCACUGUUUACAGUGACUGAUCAGCAGGCCUGCAACCCUUUAUUAUUAUAUUAUGUUCCCACGAAUUCAUCCCAAAUUAUCUUACCAUGGCACCCAUCCAUGUUUUCUUGAAGGCAAAUUUACAUCAGUUGAAUUGAGGUGAUAUAAACACUUUGAUGACGUAACCAGUUUACGAUCUUGACUUUCGUCCCAACAAACACAAGUUUAAACAUGAACUGUCAAUUGGCUCAUUCAAUACCAACAGCUCUACGCAAUGGAUGUGAAUCUGAAUGAAUGUUAAUCUCUCAGACCUGCUGUCCAAUUACCUGUCAUGUGAAAUGGAGGAAGAGUUGAUAUUUUUUUGGCCAGGCCUCAGUGGGAUGACAGGAUUGACAUGCCUGAGAACCACCAGCUCAACCAAUGAGAACGAUGGAGAAGGCCUGUUUUCACCAGGCAUCAAUAGCCACCAUAAUGUUGAUUCAAGAUUCAAAGAUUGGCAAGCAUUGUUGAUAUAAGAUUUAAAGAUCCAAUCCAAAAAGCUUUAUUUGGACAUUCUGUAUAAAAAUUGUCAUAAUCUUAUGUCUUAUUUGUAUCUCAAACAGUUGACAGGAUAGCCUAUGUUUCAGAAGUAGCUAGGCUACAUACUAUUUAUGCUGAAUCAGAGCUAGGGAAACAUACAUUACAUAGUGUAUAAUGUUUUUUUCUUUUUUUCAUCAAUAUCAUUAUAAACAUUCACAUUUACUCCAUAUCUCUAUAUCUAUCCAUAUCAGAUCAUAUAAAUGUUUUGAUAAUUGGCCUACCAGUUGUCUACCAGUGAGUCCUGAGAUGAUGUGAGAUUACAUUAGUUAUGUGCGCCAGACAAGGCUGUUGAUCCUGUGGGAUAAUCUAUCUCAGAUUGUCACACACACCAGGAUUUUGGCAUGACACUGAUGUUGCAUUAGCGCAAUUCUCCCAAUGGUACCCAGGUCUUGGCUGACCAACCUGGGGGAUAAUUCAAUUAGAGUCUGGCAACCAAUAUGGUGGAGACUAGAAACUAAAAUGGCUUCCACCAAAACAAAUGUCUGGCUUGAACAGGAGCUGUAGGACAGUAUGUGCUACAGUCCUAGCUGUAGGACAGACACACACACAAACUGCCUGGAUCUGUUGUAAUCUACCUUUCCCUGGUUUGAAGUCAUGUGCUUGUAAAACAUGCUAUGCUGUGUGUGAGUGUGUGGUCAAUGGUCUGCGUGUGCCUGUAGUACGAUUGUGUCAUUAGCAAGCCAUGCAGGAGUGUUUAAGUGGAAAGGUAUAUGUGUGUGUGUGUGUGUAGGCUAUCCACUUGGCCUCCGCGGCCAGCUCAGUGUAAUUGAAUUAUGGCCGAGUGCUGAGCGGCAGGCAUUCAGGGUGUCUCCACCUCCCUGUUCAAACAGCACAAGAGCACUGGCCAGGCCACAGUAAGCCUGGCUGUCAAAGCACGUCAACCCCAGGCCUACCAGGGGGGACACUCUACCGCAAGGACAAGCAUGCUAAUUGCUAACGCGUCAGUGCUUUCC